Molecule: messenger RNA, 3869 nt
Organism: Pristis pectinata (smalltooth sawfish)
Lineage: Eukaryota; Metazoa; Chordata; Chondrichthyes; Rhinopristiformes; Pristidae
Gene: elavl2
Product: ELAV like neuron-specific RNA binding protein 2
Exons: 8
Coding region: 391-1569 (392 amino acids)
Cellular component (GO): ribonucleoprotein complex
Molecular function (GO): RNA binding
Source: RefSeq, a predicted model, not a curated record
GCGCCUUCUUAUUUCUCAUCUGCGUCAGACCUCCUUACAGCGGGAUGCAGCUGGUGUUUCUGCUGUAGGGGAAAAUUUGAAAGCCGCUUUGACGGUCCUGAAUUCUUUUGUUCAUUUAAGUUCUUUCUUCUAAGUUUGUUUUAACAUUAUAUGCUAAUUGAAUUAAUUAGACUUCCCAUCUGGGUUGUUUCAAAGUUUAUUUUGUGCAUUUUUUUGCUUUCUAUGUUGGACGCUUUGGCACACUUUUUCUAUCCCAAAUUACUUCUAUAAGCUGCUUUCACUUCAGGGUUUACAGUACUUGAACUAUUAAUACCCUUUGCGUCACAUUUUUUCGUAAAAGGACUGCACUUAACUUUUCUACUUCCUAAAAGACGGCAACUCCAAACUAACAUGGCAGUCAGACUGUGUGAUGUGGCUACUCUGCUUAGAAGUGGUUCGUGGGCUGCAGAGCCUUGGACUGGGCAGGUAAUUGCUGCCAUGGAAACACAACUGUCCAAUGGUCCAACUUGUAAUAAUACAACAAAUGGUCCUUCAAACACCAACACUGGUACAAACAACUGCUCAUCACCUGUUGACAGUAACACCAUGCCAGAGGACAGCAAAACCAACUUAAUAGUCAACUACUUGCCUCAAAACAUGACGCAAGAGGAGCUUAAAAGCCUGUUUGGCAGCAUUGGUGAAAUAGAAUCCUGCAAACUAGUACGGGACAAAAUAACAGGUCAGAGCCUUGGUUAUGGGUUUGUAAAUUAUGUGGAUCCGAAGGAUGCUGAAAAAGCCAUCAAUACAUUAAAUGGUCUCAGACUCCAAACCAAAACAAUCAAGGUUUCUUAUGCCCGCCCCAGUUCUGCCUCCAUCAGAGAUGCAAAUUUGUAUGUCAGUGGGCUCCCAAAAACGAUGUCCCAAAAGGAACUGGAGCAGCUUUUCACUCAAUAUGGACGUAUAAUUACCUCAAGGAUUCUUGUGGACCAGGUUACUGGAGUGUCCAGGGGCGUUGGCUUCAUUCGGUUUGACAAAAGAGUGGAAGCAGAGGAAGCAAUCAAAGGUUUAAAUGGGCAGAAGCCUCCAAAUGCCACAGAACCAAUCACUGUCAAAUUCGCCAAUAAUCCAAGUCAGAAAACCAACCAGGCAAUCCUCUCUCAGCUGUACCAAUCUCCAAAUAGACGAUAUCCAGGGCCGCUCCAUCAUCAGGCACAAAGGUUAAGGUUGGACAAUCUUCUAAAUAUGGCUUAUGGUGUCAAGAGGUUUUCACCAAUGACCAUUGAUGGAAUGACCAGUUUGGCAGGCAUCAAUAUCCCUGGGCAUGCUGGAACAGGCUGGUGUAUCUUUGUUUACAAUUUAGCACCUGAUGCAGAUGAGAGUAUUCUUUGGCAAAUGUUUGGACCAUUUGGUGCAGUGACCAAUGUGAAAGUCAUCCGUGACUUUAACACAAACAAGUGUAAAGGCUUUGGAUUUGUGACUAUGACCAACUAUGAUGAAGCAGCCAUGGCAAUAGCCAGUUUAAAUGGAUACCGUCUAGGGGACAGAGUACUGCAGGUCUCCUUCAAAACCAACAAAACGCACAAAGCCUAAUAUGUAACAUAACUGUUAUAUAGCUAUUCAAAAAGACAUGUUAAAGCAAAACUUUAUAUACUAGUGCAAAGACUUUGUAAGUCAGUGUUAAGAGAGAAGAAUGACUAUUUAGCAUCCUAAGAAUGAGAGGGUUUUAUAUUGCUGGUAACUUUGCAUUAAAUCUUCUUUCAUAGCUUUUAUGUUUUGAAAAUAAGACAAGAGGUGCGGGUUUUUUUUACCUGUCACAAAACAUUCUAGUACCUCCUUUGAAGGAGGUGGACCUUUUAAAAAGAAACUGUUUCAGCUGAAGGAAGAAAGACUCCUAGAUUUUUACACAACUGCCUUGAAACAGAACAUAAAGUGAAUUUGUGAGGCUUUGUUUCUUUUUCCUUUUUUAAAAGAAAAUAUAUUUUGGUCAAGUAUUUGAUUUGCCUUUAAAUUCAUUGCAUUUAAGUGAUCAGUUUCAAAAUGUUGGUUUACAUUUUGUUUUCUUUAUUUACAUGUUAAGUAAAGUUUUAUUUUGAUAAGAUUUUGGAUUGGGAAAGGGUGGGCUGCAAUUAUACCUUAUUGUAAGUUUCUUGGAAAAUCUUUUUUUUUUCAUAACACAGUACCUUGCCAAAGAGAGAGAGCCUCUUUGCUGAAGUGGGUUUAAAAAAAAGCAUCUAUUUUUAUAAAAGAAAUUUGGAGAAACUUUUUACAGGACCUGGAACAAAUAUUUUGACUUGGUUACUUUGAGAAUCUCUUCAUACGACAUCUAGUGAGCUUUUGAAAAAUUAAAACCAGGAAAUUUCCAGUGGCUGGCAUUUAUUGGAAAGUCUUGUGAUGUAGAGAUUAUCUUGAAGACCUUUGUAUUACCAAGAUGUAGAACCAGUGGGCACUGUGGGUUUCGUUUGUAUAAUCAGUGGAUCAUCCUGGUUAUUUGUGGCAAAAAGGCUCACAUUUAAUUGUGAUUUCAAGAAUUAAAAAGAGGCUUAACAUUGAGACAGUGCAUGCAAAUAUCAAUUAUUGAAAAUUGGGGGAAAUGUGUUCUUCCUGAAAGUAUUCCCUUCUGUUAAAGCUCAAGGUGUUUAGUGAUGUACACUCUCCUGCUGUAUUGUCCGUGCUGGAAUUGGGUGGAAAAAUGAUUUGGAGUUGCUUUGAAAUACAAAUUUCAAGGUGAUCGGAAUAAAUUUGGAAAAUGCAAAAGUAUAAUAGACUGCACCUGAGCAUUGUGUAAUGUAAAUAAGUCCUUGUGUUAUGGACCUUUUCUGCUUUUUGUUUUUUGACUACAUGCCAAGUGCUGUUAAAAGAACCUGAAUGCUUUGUAUGUUUUUUGUUUCUUGUAGACUGCAUUAACAUUACUUGAAGUUUACUUGUUUUGUUGUCCUAAUGACCAGAAUUGCAGUGCAUCAGAUUUGUUUGUUGUUGGUCUGUAGAUAGUCUUGUUGCAGCUCUUUAAAACUAUAGUGACACUGCUUUUGUUAUAUAUGCAUUUGUGGUACAAUGGGUAAAGCCACAGUUUGAACAAAUAUGCUUACAUUUUCAUACUAAAAAGGAAGAUAUCCUGUUGAAAUGUUAAAGUAAAUUUGCAAUUAAUGCUUAAAUCACUAUGGGGAGAUAUAGCAGUUCUUUAUCAUAACAGGAAUAAAUUUGAAAAACUCUAUUUUCAGAGAAGCAUCUAGCUUAACUUAUUCUUCUAAGAACAAAUUGGUUGUGGAAUUGCAGUCCUCGACCAGGUGCACUGAUAACUGUAGUUAAAUGUCCUGCUUUGUGUAAACUGAAAUGCUCAUGUGCUCUUCCCCUUAGAACAAGCAAUGUGCUAUGCAUAACAUAGUUGUACAUUUAUCUUUGCUAUUGCUUUUGAAUACUGUAGUUAUAAAUUCUCAGCCUAGUUGAAGUACAUAUACUGUGAAGCACGUAGAAGUGUACACCCAUGUUUUCAUGCUAACCCACUCGCUGCUGUCAUCUAGAACUAAUCUUUUAGGCCUUGCACGAAAAAGGGUCGUGAGCCCAAGUGCAACUUUUCAAACAGACAUUGUUAAAUGUCGAGGCCUGUCGUGAACACGAAUAUGAAUUAAUAGUCUAGUCAAGUACAGCAACCUUAGUGGGAAAGCAUGUAAAUUGGUCUUCACUUUACGAUGUUUAUCAUAGCACUUAAUAAAAUGUAAGUCUGUAUUUAUUUGAAGUUGUAAAGUAUGACUAAAUUUACAUCGGUUGAAUAGAAUGUAUGUUCUUUUGAGUAUUUAAGAGGCUGUACAUGUUUCUUUCCUUAUAUUGUGUUUGGAUCAUUUGUACCUUUUCAUGUUCAGUACAUCAAUAAACAAAAGUUGAAGGGAAAUAAA